AAAAACAUCCGAACACCAGAGGAUGAGGAGGGCCGACGAAAAGAAGUACUAGUUCAGUAUAAUAGAGUCUCUCUAGAGCUUCCGAAUUCGGUGUUGUCCUCUAAACUGUGAAAAUGAAACCAAGGGUUCCGCAUAGGUUCCCUCUAUUCUAUUACCACACUCGUUUUCUUAACCACUCUAAACCCUUCACUUCCUUCACCAAAAAGCUUCUUACACCUCAACCUCCUCCUUCUAUCAACGCCGCCACCAAUGGAGGAGGAAACUCUCAAGGGGAUUCUUCUUAUUUCUUACCUGGAGCAACAGUUGCUACAAUACUUAUGCUUGGUGCUCUACAUGCCAGACGAAUGUAUGAUGACAAGAAGCAUGAAGAGAUGCGAGAAAAAGGGAUUGAGUUGGAGUUCCAACCCGAUGCGAAGGCUUCAUUUUUGAGAUUACUGCCUCUACGAUCGAUUUCUAGAUGUUGGGGACAGUUGACUAGCAUGGAAAUACCAGUGUGGUUAAGGCCACAUGUAUACAGAGCUUGGGCUCGGGCAUUCCAUUCAAAUUUAGAAGAAGCUGCUUUACCUCUGGAAGAGUAUACAUCUUUAAAGGAAUUUUUUGCUCGUGCUUUGAAAGAAGGUUCCAGGCCUAUCAAUGCUGAUCCACAAUGUCUGGUCAGUCCUGUUGAUGGCACAGUCUUAAGAUUUGGAGAGUUGAAAGGAGCGGGGGCAAUGAUUGAACAAGUUAAAGGGUUUUCGUAUCCCGUUUUUUCCCUUCUUGGUGCAAGCUCUCUCCUUCCAACAGCUGCUGAUAUCAAUGUGCAAGAGGAGCAUACUGAAUCAAUAACAACUACCGAGAAGAGCAAGAAAUCAUGGUGGAGAGUUUCAUUAGCUUCUCCAAAAGUUUGGGACCCAACUUCAUCACGCGCAAAGAGAGGCCUUUUCUACUGUGUGAUUUACUUAAAUCCUGGAGAUUACCAUCGGAUACAUUCCCCAGCUGACUGGAAUAUUCUUGUACGCAGACAUUUUUCUGGCCAUCUUUAUCCUGUGAACGAACGUGCUACAAGAACAAUUAGAAACCUCUAUAUUGAGAAUGAGAGGGUUAUUCUUGAAGGUGUGUGGCAGGAAGGGUUUAUGGCGCUUGCUGCAGUUGGCGCCACAAAUAUUGGCUCAAUUGAGCUUUUCAUUGAGCCCGAACUUCAAACAAACAAGGCAAUAAAGAAGUCCCUACAUUCAGAUCUUCCUGAAGAACGGGUCUAUGAUUGUGAAGGUGUUGGUAGAGUACUUAAGAAAGGAGAUGAGUUAGGUGCUUUCAACAUGGGAUCAACAGUUGUGCUUAUUUUCCAAGCUCCAAUUUCAAAACUGCUUCAGGAAGGCGAUUCAUCACAAGAGUUCAAUUUCAAUGUCAAAUGUGGGGAUAGAAUACGAGUUGGUGAGGCUCUAGGGAGAUGGCAUAGUUCGUGACCAUUUUAAUUUUAUCCGCGGUUCGUUACAUUUCGGAAUGUACUCUGCCCCAGGCGCACGUUUCUAACAUAAAUUAUUUUCAACAUUCUAACUUAAAAGUAUUUUAUUUGCAAACUUGGCGCCAUGUUUAUUGUAGUGAAACUACAGAUGCCGUAUUUUUUAUACAUUGAUAAAUACUCGUGACCAUCAAUUUACAUCAAUAACAUUUUUUUUAUUUUCA
Trifolium pratense (red clover) is the source of this 1662-nucleotide messenger RNA. Its product is annotated as phosphatidylserine decarboxylase proenzyme 1, mitochondrial. The record is from RefSeq and is a predicted model, not a curated record. Bases 114 to 1442 code for a protein of 442 amino acids. Gene Ontology annotation, biological process: phosphatidylethanolamine biosynthetic process. Gene Ontology annotation, cellular component: mitochondrion. NCBI's taxonomy places the organism in Eukaryota, Viridiplantae, Streptophyta, Magnoliopsida, Fabales, Fabaceae. The transcript has 12 exons. Gene Ontology annotation, molecular function: phosphatidylserine decarboxylase activity.